AUCACGCACGCUACGUAUCACCGUAACACGCACCUCUCACGUUAAAAUGGCCGCCAUGACCUCCACCUUCCUCGGCUCCGCCGUCGCCGUCAAGGCGCCCGUCGUCGUGUCUUCCAAGAAGGCCGUCGCCCCCGUCGCGUCCCUCGACGGCCUCAAGAAGGCUGCCGUCGUCGGCGUCUCCACGGUCCUCCUCGCGUCCCCCGCGUUCGCGGCGACCAUCAAGCUCGGCGGCGACAACGGCGAGCUCGGCUUCUUCCCGAACAAGAUCUCCGUCGCGAAGGGCGAGACCGUCGAGUUCGUGAACAACAAGGCGUUCCCCCACAACGUCGUCUUCGACGAGGACAACGUCCCCGCCGGCGUCAACGCGGAUGCCAUCUCCCACGAGGACUACCUCAACGGCCCGGGCGAGAAGGUCACCAACAAGUUCGACGUCGCGGGCACGUACGGGUACUACUGCGAGCCCCACCAGGGCGCCGGCAUGCAGGGCACGAUCGUCGUCUCUUAAAUUCGACACUGACGGACCCCGUGUUGUACCGCGCGUCGAGACUGACGACGAAACUCGAGAAGGUUCGGCGGCGAGGCACACCCCAAUCAAGUUCGCGGCGUGACUGACGACUCGCCUUUUUGCUUCGCCGUCGCGAGAUCACAGUAUGCGAUAAAUAGUUUGGGCGUUGAAACGAACGUCCCGGACGGUAAAAACACAAAAAUAAAACGAAUCUCGAAC
This is a messenger RNA of Micromonas pusilla CCMP1545, 724 nucleotides long. It is a transcript of the gene PETE, whose product is annotated as plastocyanin, chloroplast precursor. Gene Ontology annotation, cellular component: chloroplast thylakoid lumen. The transcript has 3 exons. Bases 47 to 505 code for a protein of 152 amino acids. Lineage: Eukaryota; Viridiplantae; Chlorophyta; Mamiellophyceae; Mamiellales; Mamiellaceae. The record is from RefSeq and is a predicted model, not a curated record. Gene Ontology annotation, molecular function: copper ion binding.